Molecule: messenger RNA, 1101 nt
Organism: Arabidopsis thaliana (thale cress)
Lineage: Eukaryota; Viridiplantae; Streptophyta; Magnoliopsida; Brassicales; Brassicaceae
Exons: 2
Coding region: 1-1101 (366 amino acids)
Source: RefSeq, marked reviewed
AUGGGUAAAAAUAAAAAGCUUCGUUCUCUCCCAGACACGGGUCUUCUUUGCGACGGAAGAGUGAAUGUUUACUCUACAAGCCUUGCCCCGAAUCAUAACUCAGACGCAGAUCCGCCUUUGAACCCGACAAGAGAAGAAUCGCACUUCUUCAUCAUCGCCCUUUCCAAAAUUCUAGAGCAGUUUUUCAUCGACACAUCCUUUGGCUCCAGAUCUGCCCUAUUAGCGGUAACGCCUUUAGUUCCUUCUCACUGGAUUUCGUUGAUGGCAGGAGAUUCUCUUGGACCAUCAGUUGUGCCUUUUCCGGUGAAAACGUCGACGACACACGACGAGCUUCAUUGCUGGCAGGUGUUUUUCCCAGGUGCUUCACCGUCGACCAUCACUUCCGAUCUUUACGACGGCGGCACUCUCCCUUCCCUUCUCUCAACCGUAACAACUCUAGGGUUUGGUGGGAUGGGCCUCAAUUUUCUUGACGGCCCAGUUGCAACAAUCCAUGCUUUUGGUGGUUUGGGCCUCUCUCAUUUCGGCGGCCCAAAAACUCUAAACCUAAUUUGGCCCAUAUCCAGAUUUGCUUUACUCAGAGUUUUGUGGACUCUCUCUCUGAACCAUUGCUUCACGAUAACGGAUGGUCGUGGACUCCAUUCAAUCGUUGGAACCUUAGUCUUAGAGGAGCCUUGCAAUCACAAUACUAGAAACCUGUUACAUAGAGUAGAUUGGUUGCCAACAGAUGUAAGUUUAGUCUUGAAGCUUAGUGGAUUAGUUUUGAUCUCGAACCAUAGGCUAUGUGAUGCGGCUCACACCUUUGUUCUUAUAUGUGAUCAUAUAAUGAGUCUGAACCUUCCCACUAUCAUGCUUACUCAUCCCGUCCCAUGUCGUUUGUUGGACGAUGCAUCACAACCCUCUUGGAAUUGUUGGGUAAAACCGCUUUGGCUUGCUCUAUCAACCCUCUUCUCAAGCCCCAUGAAUCCGGUUAAUCUCUGUCAUUUGAUUAGAAGAUUAUUUGUGCUUUGGACUUGUAAUCUUUGUUGCCGAUUGCAUUAUGUUUACUCCUCUAAUGAGAUACCUUCCCUGAAACCUUACUCCUCUAAGAGAUAUCCUCUUUGA